ACGGGCAGACAGAUCAAAUACUCAUUCUUACAUUCAUAUCAGCAACUAGGACAUUCCAACAACUAUGGCUCACACUGACUCUCUCCUCCUCUCCCUCUUCCUCUCCCUCCUCCUCAUCGCCACCGUUGUCGUAGCAUCGGCCCCGGCCGAACAACAAUGCGUCUACACAUUUAAAAUCAAAACCGGAACAAGAGAUAGCUCCGGCACCGAUUCGAUCAUAGGGGCUUCAAUCUCGGACAAAUCCGGACAGCACAUCGACAUUGGAGACCUAGAGAAAUGGGGUGGUGUAAUGGGACAAGGUCACAACUACUACGAGAACGGCAAUCUUGAUAUUUUCAGUGGGACAGCGCCGUGUCUUCCGAGCCCAGUAUGCUUUUUGAAUCUGAACUCUGACGGCUCCGGUAAUAAGCCCGGCUGGUAUGUUAAAUACGUGGAAGUAAAGACGACCAGACCUGGAGUUGAGACCAAGCGUCAGUACUUCGAUGUAGAGCAAUGGCUUGCCGUCGACGAGCCGCCGCAUGAGCUAUCUGUCGAACGGAACAACUGCCUGCAGACGGUGAGUACCAGUGUCGGUGUUGGGUGUGAGAACAGGAAGUGCAUCUCUUCAAUCAUAUGAAAUAAUGAAGGUGUCGAGGAAAGUAACACGGCAAUAUAUAAUGAACGUUCAUAUAUAAUGCAAAAUUGAAUAAAA
Messenger RNA from Raphanus sativus (radish), 691 nucleotides. Its product is annotated as PLAT domain-containing protein 2-like. The record is from RefSeq and is a predicted model, not a curated record. The transcript is spliced from 2 exons. Gene Ontology annotation, molecular function: protein binding. NCBI's taxonomy places the organism in Eukaryota, Viridiplantae, Streptophyta, Magnoliopsida, Brassicales, Brassicaceae. The coding region runs from base 65 to 616 and encodes 183 amino acids.